UUCUCUGUUACGUCAUAAUUUAACUACACGUUUAGCUAUACCAUGUGUAGAUGAUACAGUGAUUCGUAGUUAUUUGAAUUCACCAAUAGUACGUCGAUUUAUUAAUGUCAAAUUAAAUUUACCAAAAGAAUGGGAUGUUUGCAGUGAUUUAGUGAAUACAAAUUAUGUUCGACUAUAUCUUGAUUUAACUGAACAAUAUAUGAAAUUACUUAAAUCAAAAAUUAAUGUAUUAAUAUACAAUGGUGAUAUUGAUAUGGCAUGUAAUUAUUUCGGUGAUGAAUGGUUUGUGGAUAAUUUAAACUUGACGACUACAUCUACACGUACACCAUGGUUAUAUAUUGAAAAAGAUGGUACAAAACAAAUUGGCGGUUAUUGGAAAGUCUUAUCAGCAAAUGUAUCAAAUCUGGUUUAUACUACUGUUCGAGGUGCAGGACAUAUGGUACCAGAAGAUAAACCUGCUGCAGCAUUUCAUAUGAUCAAUCGAUUUAUUAAUGCUAAAAUUGUUAUUCUUUUUUACCAGAAAAAUAUUUGGAUAGAUUUCAGAUAUAUUCCGAUUAGGAUGGGUCGCUGUUACCCUGAACUCAGUCAGGCAUUCAUUUGGAUUUAUACUAUUGAUGAAAAAAGUCGAAUCAGUUACAAAUUAUGGUCUAGUUCGAACGUGGUAUUGAACUCAGUGGGAACUGACCACUUAUCAUCUGGCUCAAUAAACUACCUCAGCUAUGAAGAUCCUGUCCCAUGGCCAUCAAAAAAUGUAGGAAAAUUAACAUAUAAGGCCAUCGAAAUUUCAGCUGAUAUACAUAAUGUUACGAAUUUCAAUAUAAUCGGAACGCGUCUUUUCAUUCCAGUAACUUGUGGUUUGCAAGUACGUUUUCGAUGUCAUUAUUUUUGA
Schistosoma turkestanicum is the source of this 889-nucleotide messenger RNA. The record is from the annotation of a GenBank genome assembly. Lineage: Eukaryota; Metazoa; Platyhelminthes; Trematoda; Strigeidida; Schistosomatidae.